AUGAUGAGCUCUGUGCAAAAAGUAACUUUGCUCAUUCUUGCCGUGUUUCAACCCUCAGUUAUUUUGGCACAACAAGUCGCCCUAGGAGGAUGUACCCAUCUUGGGCAGGCUUAUGCUGACAGGGAUGUUUGGAAACCAGAGCCAUGCCAAAUCUGCGUGUGCGACUCGGGAUCUGUUCUCUGCGAUGACAUCAUCUGUGAUGAUCAGGAGCUGGACUGCCCCAACCCAGAGAUCCCUUUUGGAGAGUGCUGUCCAGUUUGUCCACAAACAACAACACCACCUCCAAGAGUAAUAGUCAGCCGAGGCCCCAAGGGAGAUCCUGGUUCUCCUGGAGUUCCAGGCAGAAAUGGUCCCCCUGGCCCACCAGGACAGCCAGGGAGCCCUGGAGCUCCAGGGCCCCCUGGAAUCUGCCAGUCAUGUCCCAGUAUAAGUGGAGGUAGUUUUUCUCCACAGUAUGACUCCUAUGAUGUGAAGGCUGGUGGAGCUGGUAUCGGGUACCCGCAACCCAUUAGUGGCUUUCCAGGACCCCCUGGCCCCAGUGGCCCCCCUGGCCCACCUGGACAUGCAGGUCCCCCUGGCUCUGCUGGAUACCAGGGCUCCCCUGGAGAACCAGGACAACCUGGCCCUCCCGGACCUCCAGGCCCUGUUGGAAUGAUAGGCCCAGUUGGUCCACCAGGAAAAGAUGGAGAACCAGGAAGACCAGGCAGGAAUGGAGACCGCGGAAUCCCUGGAUUACCGGGUCACAAAGGACACCCUGGAAUGCCUGGGAUGCCUGGGAUGAAAGGCCAACGAGGUUUUGAUGGAAAAGAUGGUGCCAAAGGUGACAGUGGUGCUCCUGGUCCAAAGGGUGAAACUGGUCUUCCUGGAGUAAAUGGAGCACCAGGCCAACCGGGACCAAGAGGUCCAGCUGGAGAAAGAGGAAGACCUGGGAAUCCCGGUGGCCCUGGUGCCCAUGGCAAAGAUGGAUCUCCAGGAGCAGCAGGCCCACCUGGUCCCCCAGGUCCCCCUGGAACCGCAGGAUUUCCAGGCUCUCCAGGUUUUAAGGGUGAAGCUGGUCCUCCUGGUCCUGCUGGUGUUAGUGGUAGUCCUGGAGAGAGGGGAGAACCUGGUCCUCAGGGAAAUGCUGGGCCACCUGGGCCUCAGGGCCCUCCUGGAAGAGCUGGAAGCCCUGGAAACAAGGGUGAAAUGGGACCUUCUGGCAUUCCUGGUGCUCCUGGUCUGCCAGGAGGCCGUGGUCUUCCAGGUCCUCCAGGUGCAAGUGGAAACCCUGGAGCAAAAGGCAGUCCGGGAGACCCUGGUAAGGAUGGUGCAAAAGGAGAUCCAGGCCCAAAAGGCGAGCGCGGUGAAAACGGCACCCCAGGUGCUCCUGGGCCUCCUGGUGAGGAAGGGAAGAGAGGUGCAAAUGGAGAACCUGGGCAGAACGGAGUACCUGGUACCCCUGGAGAAAGGGGCUCCCCUGGCUUCCGUGGCUUACCCGGUAGUAAUGGGCUUCCAGGCGAAAAGGGUCCUGCAGGUGAGCGUGGCAGCCCAGGUCCCCCUGGCCCCAGCGGACCUGCAGGAGAGCGUGGACAAGACGGAGGCCCAGGUCUUCCUGGAAUGAGAGGCUUGCCCGGAAUUCCAGGAAGCCCUGGAAGCGAUGGGAAGCCUGGCCCUCCCGGCAAUCAGGGUGAAUCUGGACGCUCUGGCCCACCUGGCCCUCCAGGCCCCCGUGGCCAGCCUGGUGUGAUGGGUUUCCCUGGUCCUAAGGGCAAUGAGGGUGCACCAGGCAAGAACGGAGAAAGAGGCCCUGGUGGACCACCUGGACCACCUGGUCUUGCUGGGAAGAAUGGUGAUGUUGGCCUUCCAGGUCCUCCAGGACCUACUGGUGCUUCUGGAGAGAGAGGAGAACCAGGACCAGCAGGCCCACCUGGCCUCCAGGGAUUGCCUGGUGGACCAGGACCAGCUGGAGAGAAUGGAAAGCCUGGAGAACCAGGGCCAAAAGGUGAUAUUGGAGGACCUGGAUUCCCAGGCCCUAAGGGUGAAAAUGGUAUCCCAGGAGAACGUGGUGCACAGGGUCCUCCAGGACCUCCUGGAACAAGAGGUGGACCAGGUCCUGCUGGCACAGAAGGUGCCAAGGGUCCUCCUGGCCCACCUGGUCCCCCUGGAGGCACAGGACUGCCUGGCUUACAGGGAAUGCCAGGAGAAAGAGGAGCUUCUGGAAGCCCUGGACCAAAAGGGGAGAGGGGAGAACCUGGUGGUAAAGGUGCUGACGGCCUUCCUGGUGCAAGAGGAGAGAGAGGCAAUGUAGGUCCCAUUGGCCCUCCUGGUCCUGCUGGCCCACCUGGAGAUAAGGGAGAGACUGGCCCAGCAGGUGCCCCUGGCCCAAUGGGUUCCCGUGGAGGUCCUGGUGAACGAGGAGAACAAGGUCUUCCUGGGCCCGCUGGCUUCCCUGGAGCCCCAGGCCAAAAUGGGGAACCUGGUGGCAAAGGAGAAAGAGGCCCCCCUGGUCUGAGAGGAGAGGCCGGACCCCCUGGAGCAGCUGGUCCACAGGGCGGCCCUGGUGCCCCAGGUCCACCAGGUCCCCAAGGAAUAAAAGGAGACCGUGGAUCUCCUGGCGGGCCUGGUGCUGCUGGUUUCCCUGGUGCUCGUGGUCUACCUGGUCCCCCUGGUAACAAUGGUAGCCCAGGUCCCCCUGGUAACGCAGGCCCUGCAGGCAAGGAUGGGCCUCCUGGACCCCCUGGCAGUUCUGGUGCUCCUGGAGGUCCAGGACCUGCUGGAAUCAGAGGUGAGCCCGGCGCACCAGGAGAAAAAGGGCCCCCAGGAGCCCGAGGAGAAAGGGGGGCUCCAGGUGAGCCAGGUCCUCAAGGCAUCGUUGGCGGCCGGGGGAACACGGGUCUGCCAGGCCUGCGUGGCCCCAGCGGCCCACCCGGGAUGGCAGGGGCCAAGGGUGAAGAUGGUAAACCAGGCACCAAUGGUAUCCCAGGAGAACGUGGUGCUCCGGGUCCCCAAGGUCCUAUUGGACAAAGAGGCUUACCUGGAGAGCCUGGCAGAGAUGGUAACCCUGGCUCCGAUGGCUUGCCUGGACGUGACGGAUCCCCAGGAGGCAAAGGUGACCGUGGUGACAAUGGCUCUCCUGGCCCUCCAGGACCCCCUGGCCAUCCUGGACCUGCAGGUAAUGCUGGUGCACCUGGAAAAGCUGGUGAAAGAGGAUUUCAGGGUCCACCUGGCCCUCCUGGCUCUACUGGUCCUGCUGGUGCUCGUGGUCCUGCUGGUCCUCAAGGUCCUCGUGGUGAUAAAGGUGAACCUGGUGAACGAGGGAGCAAUGGCAUAAAGGGUCACAGAGGGUUUCCUGGUACCCCUGGUCUCCCUGGCCCUCCUGGUCCCCUGGGUCCACAAGGUGCAAUUGGAGGUCCAGGAGCUUCAGGUGCAAGGGGUCCCCCAGGCCCAGCUGGGCCACCUGGAAAAGAUGGUACCAGUGGCUACCCAGGUCCAAUUGGUCCUCCCGGCCCUCGUGGUACCAGAGGUGAAAGCGGCCCUGCCGGUCCACCAGGGCAGCCUGGUCUUCCUGGUCCUGCUGGACCUCCUGGCCCAUGUUGUGGUGGUGGUGCAGCUGCCCUGGGUGCUGGUGAGAAAGGUCCAGUUUCCUAUGGGUAUGAAUACCGAGAUGAGCCCAAGGAGAAUGAUAUCAAUCUGGGUGACAUCAUCUCUUCAAUGAAAUCCAUUAACAACCAGAUUGAAAACAUCAUUAGUCCUGACGGGUCACGGAAGAAUCCAGCUCGUAACUGCCGAGACCUGAAGUUCUGCCAUCCCGAGCUCAAGAGUGGAGAGUACUGGGUUGAUCCUAACCAAGGCUGCAAGAUGGAUGCUAUUAAAGUCUACUGCAAUAUGGAAACUGGUGAGACCUGCCUCAAUGCUAACCCCAGGACUGUGCCAAGGAAAAACUGGUGGACCAGUGGAAACAGUGGAAAGAAACACGUUUGGUUUGGAGAGUCUAUGAAUGGAGGCUUCCAGUUCAGCUAUGGAGAUCCUGAGCUCCCAGAGGAUGUCUCUGAAGUUCAGCUGGCCUUCCUGCGCAUCCUCUCCAGCCGUGCCUCCCAGAACAUCACCUACCACUGCAAGAACAGCAUUGCCUACAUGGACCACGACAGUGGGAAUGUUAAAAAAGCUCUGAAACUCAUGAGCUCUACAGAAAGUGAGAUCAAGGCUGAAGGAAACAGCAAAUUCACAUAUGCUGUUCUGGAAGAUGGCUGCACUAAGCACACUGGUGAGUGGGGUAAAACAGUUUUCGAAUACAGGACGCGCAAGACCGUGAGGUUGCCAGUGGUUGAUAUUGCACCAUUAGAUAUUGGUGGUCCUGAUCAGGAAUUUGGCGUGGACAUUGGCCCAGUCUGCUUCUUAUAA
Messenger RNA from Agelaius phoeniceus (red-winged blackbird), 4380 nucleotides. The record is from RefSeq and is a predicted model, not a curated record. NCBI's taxonomy places the organism in Eukaryota, Metazoa, Chordata, Aves, Passeriformes, Icteridae.